Spirodela intermedia is the source of this 528-nucleotide messenger RNA. The record is from the annotation of a GenBank genome assembly. Lineage: Eukaryota; Viridiplantae; Streptophyta; Magnoliopsida; Alismatales; Araceae.
AUGGCACCGACCAGGGCCUCCCUACUUUCCGUCCUUUCUUUCCUGCUCCUCGCUGCCCUCGCCUCCGCCUCCGUGGAGGAGGUCUGCAAGAAGAUCACCACCGUCGACCACGCCGGCGUCAAGUACGACUUCUGCGUCAAAUCCCUCAAGGCCGACCCGAGCAGCGCCACCGCCGACGAACGCGGCAUCGCCGUCAUCGCCGGCCACCUGGGCUCCAGCAAGGCGCGGAGCACGCUGGCGAAGAUUAACAACCUGCUGAAGACGGCCCCAAAACCUCUGAGCAUCCCCCUGAAGGACUGCCAGGAACUCUACGACGAAUCCGUCGACAAGCUCUCCGCCGCCGCCGACGCCGCCAAGGCCAACAAUUACUCGGACGCCAACAUCUUCUUCGUCUUCGGCAUGGAUACUGCCACCACCUGCGACAGUGGCUUCAAGGAGAUGAAGCUCCGCUCGCCGCUGGCGGCCGACGACAACGAGCUCUUCCAGCUCUCCGCCAUCGGCACCGCCAUAACCCACACGGGUCCCUGA